Condylura cristata (star-nosed mole) is the source of this 145-nucleotide messenger RNA. RefSeq lists its product as uncharacterized. The record is from RefSeq and is a predicted model, not a curated record. The coding region runs from base 2 to 145 and encodes 47 amino acids. The transcript has a single exon. NCBI's taxonomy places the organism in Eukaryota, Metazoa, Chordata, Mammalia, Eulipotyphla, Talpidae.
CAUGCUCCAGUUCCUGCUUGGAUUUAUUUUGGGCAAUGUGGUUGCGAUGCAUCUGAUGCAGAACUAUGACAUACCAAACCAGGCCAGAAAACUUGAAGAUAAUGUAAAGGACCUGGAUGCCAAGAAGAAAUCCCCUAGUUCAUGA